AAAUCCCCCACUCUUUCUUACCUGUUAGCUCAGGUGUCUAACUUUUCCCCCAUUUUUGUAGCAACGAAAGGAAAGCAAGGGAGUCUAAUUUCUCUCAUUCUCAACUACAGCACUGAAGAGAUGACUAAAGAAGAGGACUUUAAGCUCCUCAAGCUACAGACUUUUGUUCUCAAAGUGAGCAUACAUUGUGAUGGGUGUAAGCAGAAAGUGAAGAAACUCCUUCAGAGAAUUGAAGGUGUUUACCAGGUAAAUAUAGAUGCCGAGCAGCAGAAAGUUACAGUUUCAGGAACUGUAGAUUCUGCUACUUUGAUCAAGAAAUUGGUUAGAGCCGGGAAACAUGCUGAGCUUUGGUCCCAAAAGUCUAAUCAGAACCAGAACCAGAGCCAAAAACAAAAGAACUGUAUCAAAGAUGACAAGAACCACAACAACAGAGGUCAGAAGCAAGGAGUAAUGAAAGGUCUUGAGGCCUUUAAGAAUCAGCAGAAGUUUCCUACUUUCAUUUCUGAGGAAGAUGAUGAUUAUCUUGAUGAUGAGGAGGAUGAUGAAGAAGAAGAUGACUUUGAUAUGCUCAAUGCAAAUGAAUUGGGUCAGUUUGGUCUGCUCAGGCAACACAUACUUGAUGCAAAGAGAAGUGCUGCCAUGGCUGGUGUAGCUUCCAACAAUGGUAAAAUGAACAACAAUCUUGGGAAUGGAAAUGCUGGGAAAAAGGUAAGCCCAAAUCAGAGCGUGGGAAUGAAGGUUAAUCCAGGUGUAAUUGAUCAGAAAACCAUGGCUGCUCUGAAGAUGAACAAUGUUCAUUUGGGUGGUGGGAACAUAAAUGCAGCUGAGGGCAAGAUGGGGAAUGACGUUGGUUCCAUGAUGGGUCUUGCUGGUUUCCAUGGAAAUGGUAUUAAUGUUCCUAAUGCUGCUGCUCUGGGGGCCAAUCCCAACGGUGUUGGAGGGUAUCAAGUUCAAUCCGGUAAUGGUUACCAGGGGUCCUCUGCGGCAGGUAUCCCCAGUGGUGGAUAUGCCACUGGUCACUAUCCAUCAUCCAUGCUCCCGAACAUUAAUGGCUACAACAAUCCGGCAGCAUCAAUGAUGAUGAACAUGCAGAACAGGCAUGUCCUGCAGCAGCAACCUCAGAUGAUGUAUCAUCGAUCCGCUCUAAUUCCUCCAAGUACUGGCUAUUAUUACAACUAUUACAACCCUCCCCAAUUCUCCUAUCCUGGACAACCCAACUACAAUGAUGAGCAUUCAGCAGCAACACACAUGUUCAGUGAUGAGAACACAACCGGCUGUUCAAUAAUGUAAUGAAUAAAGAAAAUCAUGUAGAGGGGAAAGCCUGAAGUUUGACUUUUGGAAUUUCUUUCUGUGUAUCAAUAUUACAAUAUUCUGCAGUGUUCGUGUUGGGGAUGGAUGAAUAUGUAAUAAUAAACGUCUUAGUGAAUCUUAUGUGUAAUGUAUAAUUGUUAAGAUGAUUUUUUUUUUUUCCCUCUAUUUUGUAUUUCAU
Rubroshorea leprosula is the source of this 1489-nucleotide messenger RNA. The record is from the annotation of a GenBank genome assembly. Lineage: Eukaryota; Viridiplantae; Streptophyta; Magnoliopsida; Malvales; Dipterocarpaceae.